GUAUGGUGGGAGGAGGCAGCGGUGCAGACCCGCUUCCACCCGAUGGUCAUUUUUUAAAUCUUCGUCGCCAGGCGAGAAAUACAUGUCUAAACAUGGAUCAGUAUAGCGAGUAUUCUUAAGAAAUGUGCCAGUAUUAGCUAUUUGUCUACCCAAAUCAGUAGAUAAUGGUUUCACUAUGCCCGAUGGACGGUGUUCUUUGAAGCUUGGCAGUGCCUGAUGCAGGCCUUUUUUUUUUCGAUCUGGACAUUUCUUGACAGGGGAAAACCAGGAUUGGGGAGCCUGAGUAGCUAGCCUAGUAUUACCCUUUUCGCUGCAUCACCGACUCAAAUGAUGCGGGUUGUGUCGUUGCAUUGAUUUUGGAUGACCAUAUCAUCUACUUUUAGCAUAUCAGUUUAUGGUCAUCUUUUAUUCAAACAGUAUCUUUUAUGGGAUUAGCGGCUAAUCAGAAACAAAUAUGGUGAAUUGGAGGCGGCUGCUGCGGGUAUCGAACCGCUCCUUUUUGGCCUUCAUUUUUUUAUUCUCCAUGUCUACGACUUGCCUCUACUUCAUAUAUGUUGCUCCUGGAAUAGCCAACACCUACUUCUUCAUGGUGCAGGCCCAGGGUAUCAUGUUGAGGGAUAACGUGAGGACCAUUGGCCAGAUGAUCAGACUCUACACCAAUAAGAACAGUACCCUCAACGGCACAGAUUACCCAGAUGGCAGUAACUCCAGUGAAUAUAUGGUUCAGCCAACCACAUACCUCCCUGAGAACUUCACAUAUGCCCAGAACCUCCCCUGCCCAGAACGCUUACCUUCUAUGAAGGGUCCUAUAGAUGUGAAUAUGACUGAGAUCCCUAUGGAGGAGAUUGAUCUGAAGUUCUCUAAGUAUCUGGAUGUUCAGUUCGGUGGCCACUGGAAACCCAAGGACUGCAAACCACGCUGGAAGGUAGCCAUCCUGAUCCCGUUCCGUAACCGCCACGAGCACCUUCCCAUCCUGUUCCAGCACCUCACCCCCAUGCUGCAGAGACAGAGACUGCAGUUUGCAUACUACGUCAUCGAGCAGUCUGGGAUGCAGCCCUUCAACAGAGCCAUGUUGUUUAACGUGGGUUUCCUGGAGGCCAUGAAGGAUCUGGACUGGGACUGUCUGGUGUUCCACGACGUCGACCACAUCCCAGAGAACGACCGUAACUACUACGGCUGUGGUCAGAUGCCUCGCCACUUCGCAGCCAAACUGGACAAGUACAUGUACCUACUACCCUACAGUGAGUUCUUCGGGGGCGUGAGUGGACUCACAGUGGAGCAGUUCCGCAAGAUCAACGGCUUUCCCAAUGCAUUCUGGGGCUGGGGAGGAGAGGACGAUGACCUCUGGAACAGAGUGCACUAUGCUGGUCUGAACGUCACGAGGCCGGAGGGAGAGAUGGGUAAAUACAAGUCCAUCCCACACCACCACCGAGGAGAAGUGCAGUUCCUCGGCAGGUACAAGCUACUGAGGUAUUCCAAAGAGAGGCAGAACCUGGAUGGACUGAACAACCUCAAUUACAUCCCUGAGAUCUCCCUGAGCUCUCUGUACAAGAACAUCACCGUGGACCUGCACCCUGACCUGGCCCCCAUCACAGACUACUGAACUCUGACCCCCACGGCCCCUACCCCAUCCCUGACCCCUUCACACCCCCUCACGCUCCAACUGGGACCCCAAAGCAGGGCAGAGGGGGGCUGGGGGUGUGGUGGGAGACACACCAUGUAACGCUGCCAAGAAACCUUAGAAAAUGUCUAACUAAAAUAUGAAACCGGAAGGGGCAUAGGGUCUGUUUAAUUGAACAAUUGAUUGUGCGUGUGUUCUGUGAGGAUUGUGUAUGUUGAGAUUUUGUGUGUGUGUGUCUGUCUCUGCAUGUCAAUGUGUCCAUGCUGGCUUUAGCUACUAAGCUACUUAACAUCAACACGUCAUAAUUCAGUAUGAGGAAGGAGGGCCAGUGUUUGUUUUCACAUCGGAUGUUUACUGCAAAGCCUUAAAGUGUCAGGCUCAGCCUCAGAACCACGGCUCUCUGGUUGCCUCCCAAACCACACCCUAUUCCCUAUAUAGUGCCCAGGGUCCUUAGGGCUCUGGUCAAAAGUAGUGCACUAUAUAGGGAAAAGGGUGCCAUUUGGGACUUUGCCUUUAUCUCACAGAUCAGCACAGUUUUCACUUCUAACGUCUCAGUACCAUCACCUUACAAGCCAACAGACAUUUUGUGUCUUCACUUUAUAUAAUUUUUACACAUUGUUCGUUUUUUAAAAAGAUGAAACAUAUUCCUUAAAGUGGAGAGGAGCUAAGUGAAGGUGACUUAUUUGUGUUUUGUGAUGUACAUUUUCUGAUAUGGUCAGAAAAUAAUUUUUUAUUAAUUUUUGCUUUUUUUUUACGGACGUUUUAAAGCACUCAAUCAUG
Molecule: messenger RNA, 2401 nt
Organism: Coregonus clupeaformis (lake whitefish)
Lineage: Eukaryota; Metazoa; Chordata; Actinopteri; Salmoniformes; Salmonidae
Product: beta-1,4-galactosyltransferase 6-like
Exons: 9
Coding region: 455-1603 (382 amino acids)
Biological process (GO): glycosphingolipid biosynthetic process; carbohydrate metabolic process
Molecular function (GO): UDP-galactose:glucosylceramide beta-1,4-galactosyltransferase activity
Source: RefSeq, a predicted model, not a curated record